AUGAAGUCGCCAACGGGGCCAGCAGCGUUGCCGCCACGGCUAAGCAGGCUUGCGCAGCAGGCGCCUGGCAGUGGGGCAGUAAUCGCUGCCGCACGGGAUGACAGGCUGGCCGAGGCCGUGGGGUCAUCUGUCUCCACCAUGGAUUCCUCCUACACUGCUGAGGCUAGCGUCAGCAGCGAGCUCUCACCCUCGGGAAUCGUCACAACAAGCCCUGGCAUGCCUCAUGGUGUGCAGCUGCCCUACACAAUUUCUGAGGCGCUGCCGCCCAUCUCACCACCGGCGCCACAGCAGCAGCAGCUGCCUUUCGCCGCUCACCACACAAUGUCGCCCCCGCAGCAGCAGUACCAGCCCCAACCUCAACACCAGCCCCAAUAUCAACACCAGUACCAACUCCAGCAGCAUCAACAUCCACUCCAGCCUCAACACCAGCAGCUCACAACUUUGCAAGCUAGUACUUUGCCGCCGCAGCAGCAGCCCCAACAGCCACAAGCGUGGCAUACCUCCCUAGGGCCGAUUCUGACGACUCAGGAGCCUAUGGCCAGGGCGCAGGUAGCGGCGAUGGCGGCUGGCGGCCCCGGGCCCGGCCCUUCCGGUCCUGGCAACAGCACGGGACGCAGCAGGGAGAGCAGCGCUUCCAUGUGGGCUCCACCGCUGCCAAUAGCAGUUGGGGGAGUUGCAAGCGGUCACGGUGCCAUGCGUGCGUACGGCAUGCACUCCGACGGUGCAGCGGCAGCGGUCGCCAAACGCGCCGUCGCCGUCGCUGGGCCCCAUGCUGCUGCUGUGAACAUGCCCGUUGGGCCAGGCUUGCAUUCGGGCGGCUCACGAGGUUCGCGUGGACAUUCCCGCCAUGCGUCGUACGACAGCAUUGACGUAAACUCGAGGGACGGUGACGGCGUCAGCCAACGCGGUAACAGCGGGGGUGUCGGCGGCGGUGCUGCCGUGGACGCACGUGCAACACCGUUUGUGUUGUAUGGCGGCGGUGCCGCAGCCACCGCGCCGCCGCCACCGGCGCCGCUGCAGCGGAUUGCCGCCGACCCAACCUCUGACUUGUUGCAGCAGAAUUUGCAGCUCCAAAGGGAGUUGGAGCUCUUAAGACAGCAAGUGGCGCUAUUCACUCAAGUGACGGGGCUGGCCCCCGCCGCUCUUGCGGCUGCCGGCAUGUCGCCGACAAACACCCACGCCUACUCUGCACAGCAUCCCACCAUGCUAGCGCCGCCUCCGCAGCCUCAGCCGGCCCCACCCUCGACCCUGCAGCAGCAGCUGUCGCCGCCGGCGCAGCAGCAGCAGCAGCAGCAGCAGCAACAUCAACAACAACAAAUCUCAGCUGUCGCUAUGGCCGGUGUUGGCGGCGGCGCUGGCAGCUUGCCGCCACAUCCAGGCAGUGUUGCACCGCAGGCUGCCGCACUCUUCCGUAACGCAGCCGGGAGUCUUGCGGCUGUGGCAGGGCCAGGGGCUCCUCCAGGGCCCAUGUCAGCGCCGCCGUCGUCCAAUCGCCACAAGCGGUCUGCUUCGAUUGACGUGUCCUCCCUGAUUGCGACGCGGGACGGCAUAGGGCCCGCGAAGGACUACCUGGCGCCGGCGGCCUCACAGUCGCCGGCGGCUGCCAGCCAUGCGCCUCAGGGCCACCUGUCGCCAGAACGUCGGUCGCCCCUGGCGCGAGAUGGCGGCACAGGCACCGGCACUGGCACUGGCAAUUUCAUGAUGGGACAUAAGACCGCACCGCCGGCGUUGGAGGCCUUGCGCCAGAAUCACCCCGGCAUGUCGUUGGCCCAAGCGGCUUUGGCGGAGUUUGAGGAGGAGGUGUUGGAAGAGGGGUAUGAUGAGGACGACGAGGAGCCUGAAGACGACGAGGACGGCGACGGGGGGGAGAUGGAGCCGGCCGUGGACGAGUCGUUGAAUUCCGCAGCCGGCAUUGAUAGGCUGGGCUCCGUCAUCUUGUCUGUGGCCCUGCCGCUGGCGGCGCAGGGCUCCCUGCAUCGGCAGAUGUACGUGUCACAGCAGCAGCGGCCGCCGCUGACGAUGACGCCCACGCAGCCCCAGCAGCCCCAGCAGCAGGCACCAGCGGCGGGCUGCAGUCCUCCAAACCACAUUGGCCAUGUCCCAUACGAGCCACAGUACUCGAACGAGCCGUCUCUAAGUUCCAUUCCAUCUCCGACCAAAGACGGCCUGGUCCGCCCCAACUCCGAGACCUCCUACCCUUCGUCUACCAGUGGCAUGGGGAGUAGGGGUGGUGGAAAUACGUUGAAGGCAGAAGGCCGCUGCUCAAUCCUUCAGCAGCCCGUCCGGUGA
Molecule: messenger RNA, 2289 nt
Organism: Volvox carteri f. nagariensis
Lineage: Eukaryota; Viridiplantae; Chlorophyta; Chlorophyceae; Chlamydomonadales; Volvocaceae
Exons: 7
Coding region: 1-2289 (762 amino acids)
Source: RefSeq, a predicted model, not a curated record